Merops nubicus (carmine bee-eater) is the source of this 714-nucleotide messenger RNA. Its product is annotated as protein Wnt-8c. The transcript is spliced from 6 exons. The annotation marks the transcript as partial. Lineage: Eukaryota; Metazoa; Chordata; Aves; Coraciiformes; Meropidae. Gene Ontology annotation, cellular component: extracellular region. Gene Ontology annotation, molecular function: cytokine activity; frizzled binding. The record is from RefSeq and is a predicted model, not a curated record. Gene Ontology annotation, biological process: cell fate commitment; neuron differentiation; canonical Wnt signaling pathway.
AUGAAGAGAAGCACCCUCCUCAUCCUCUCUGUUGCAGGGGUCUACGGCGCCGUCCUCCACGCAGCAGCAUGGUCUGUGAAUAACUUUCUGAUGACGGGACCCAAGGCUUACCUGACGUACUCCAGCAGCGUGGCGGCCGGGGCGCACAGCGGGAUGGAGGAGUGCAAGUUCCAGUUCGGGUGGGAGCGCUGGAACUGCCCCGAGAGCGCCCUGCAGCUCUCCACCCACAACCGGCUCCGCAGCGCUACCCGGGAAACAUCCUUCGUGCACGCCAUCAGCUCGGCCGGGGUGAUGUACACCCUGACCAGGAACUGCAGCAUGGGGGACUUCGAGAGCUGCGGCUGCGACGACUCCCGCAACGGCCGCGCCGGUGGCCGAGGCUGGGUGUGGGGAGGAUGCAGCGACAACGUGGAUUUUGGGGAGAGGAUCUCCAAGCUCUUUGUGGACGCCUUGGAAACGGGGCACGACACCCGCGCGCUCAUUAACCUGCACAACAAUGAAGCUGGGAGACUCGCCGUGAAAUCCACCAUGCAGCGAGCCUGCAAGUGCCACGGCGUGUCGGGCAGCUGCAGCAUCCAGACCUGCUGGCUCCAGCUGGCCGAGUUCCGCGAGAUCGGCAACUACCUGAAGCUCAAGUACGACCAAGCCCACAAGCUGGAGAUGGACAAGAGGCGGGCGAGGGCCGGCAACAGCGCCGACAGCCGCGGGGCCACG